ACUCCCGGAGGAUUAUAUGUAUCAAUGCCUCUUUUGCAUCGCUCCGCUGCCAGUCUCUAUCUACAGUUCCGGUGAUCCUAUGUUCACGAAUUAUUACCAUCCCCGUGCUGUGUUCAAUCAACGUCAAGACUGCCUCGUGUCGGUCCUGUCAAUGUCCAACAGCAUCAGUUGCUCUAAGUAGUGUGGGAGGAAGUACAUUGGUCUGACCCAGAGGCAACCGUCAAUGCUACGAUGUAGACCACCUACACCGACAGAGGGAAGUCAUCAGUAGGACCGCAUGUUUACUCACUCAUGACUAGAGACGGAACUUAUGAUUACACGUGACUGGCUAGCCCAGUUCCAAGUCACAUUAAAAGGACCAUAUUCAUAGGUAGAAAAUCGUGCUAAGUCUGGGAAGGCUGCACAAUCUAUCCAAUGUACCAUUGCCAUGGUCAGUUCCCUCAGAUCUUCCUAUCACUAGCGUUGAAUCGCCUUGGGCGGUUGUGGCGCAAUCCAUAUACACUUUAACAGGUGAACAGUGUCCGACAAGCGAAGCUGUAGAUCAACAGCCCCGAACCAGGGGUACCUAGAAGUAUCGAGUAUGUUGUGAGUCGUGGCUGAAUGACUCGGAGGUUUUCGGUUGAGAGGAAGACACAGCCAGUGUCAAAAGUAUUUAUUAGCUUCCGUACACAUAUGGGGUGGGUUCGUGGUGUGUGCAUUUCCCUCUGGUCUAUUUCACCCGUCCUCUACGUAUACUUUCAUGGCCAACACGCGUCAAGCUGGGGUUGGUUGCAUCGUAUGCUGUCUUGUGCUAUGGGUCAUACUUAACGGCUGCGAUGCAGUAUGGUUGUACUUCUAUAUCAAAGCAUGCACCGAUCCUAAUCCUCGUACUGCCGUAAACCGGACUCAUUCCGGUUUCGAAGGCUAUGAAGCCAUGAUGUUCUUCUUUGGCUUUAUAUGGGGCGUCAUCAACCUUGGAGUCAUGGCUGGAUAUUUCGGCUUGGUGUUCAGCGAGAGCCGCUACUCUCCACGCAAUCGACCAACGUGGUUCAUUACUCUCAAAGUACUCUUCAAUCUCUUCAUCAUGCUGCCCAUUGCUCUUUUCCUGGUGAUCAUGCCUUUCUUUGGCGGAUGGAUUGUCCUUCCGUUGGAGCAGAUCCACGCUUGGAACCAUCGAUGUGAUGGCUAUCCCAUGAACGUAGUCUUGGACGGAAAGGGCUAUCAUGGAGCUCGCUUUGCUCCCGAUGUUGCCAGGUUCUACCAGACUGGUAAUGCCCAGUCAUUCUAUACUUAUGAUAUCAGUAAUUCCGGCGACACAGACUUCUGGUCCUUCCAUCUCCGAACUUGGGAUGUCGACCAAAGCGAGAUUCCGCUCAACAUGUACCCUACUCUUCAGCAGAUCUCAUACAACUUUAUCAAUAACACCGUUACCGGAAACUGCACCAUUCCAGUUGCUCCAGGAGCUUCCAACACGACCAUUGGCGCAUGUGUUGGUGGAUCCCUCGACCUAGGAGAACCGCUUUCAUUCAAUCUCACCUCCGCUGUCCCUCUCAACAACACCGCUAACCCCAGCUCUACCCCUUCCACUACGACUCUUCUCCGGACGGUGGAUAAACAAUGGAGUUUCGGAGAUGACGCCCCAUCACUCAUUCUCCGUGAUGUAAACCCUGCCAACAACCAGCUCAUGGACACCGUGUUACGCACAGCCGUGACGAAGAAAGGUGAUUGCACCCAGUUGAAGGUCUGUCUUGCGGGACUGCCGGGUGAACAGGGUUCUGUCGUUGGAGGACCGGUCAUGGUGCCCUUGGGUCUCAUGCUGAUGAGGCAGGCUGACUAUGCGAUCGCGUGCACGACACCUAGUGAUGAUUGAAUGACUUUUGGAUGACCCGAACUACCUUGUAUGACUCGUGUACCAUUGAAUACUCGUAUUGUUGUACCUUUACUCGCCUGUUUGUACCAUACGAGAUGUAUAUAUAUAAACCUUUGUGCGAUGCGGAACCAAAUUAUACAUGCGAACAACAGGCAAAUCGGAAGGUAUUGAGUGUCAGUAUAUAGAAUAUAUCGAAGCAUGAGCAACCAAUAUAUAGGUCGAAUACCUAAUUCAGUCAAAGAUGCGUGCUAACAAGACUACAAAUCCCCAGCUGAAACACCUCGAAUACCGCAAGGAGAAGCUGAAUAAAAUGUCCCAAGACGU
Somion occarium is the source of this 2173-nucleotide messenger RNA. Lineage: Eukaryota; Fungi; Basidiomycota; Agaricomycetes; Polyporales; Cerrenaceae. The record is from the annotation of a GenBank genome assembly.